Messenger RNA from Capsicum annuum, 1530 nucleotides. RefSeq names its product purine permease 21. Gene Ontology annotation, cellular component: membrane. Bases 260 to 1435 code for a protein of 391 amino acids. Gene Ontology annotation, molecular function: purine nucleoside transmembrane transporter activity. The transcript has 2 exons. NCBI's taxonomy places the organism in Eukaryota, Viridiplantae, Streptophyta, Magnoliopsida, Solanales, Solanaceae. The record is from RefSeq and is a predicted model, not a curated record.
AUAAAUAAUUUGCUCUGUCUGAAGAUUUUUUCUUGUUGCCAUAUUUACCCAUUCACAGCUUCCCCACAUCCCCCCUACCUAACCCAAAGGCAACUCACCUACUCCAUCCCUAAAUAAAUGAACUUCCCAUUUUCAUAAUCUGUUCAUCGGAUGAUGUGCCUUCUAUACCGCAAUUUCACAAAUAUUUAGACAUUUAUUACUACAAAGUUUAUAUUCCUUUAUUUGUCUGAAGAACUUUGCUCUAUUCUUUUUUUUCCAAAUGGGGGAACCUCAAGUAGAAAAGCAGCACAACAUUUCUUUUGAAGAGGAAGCGCGCUCUAACAAAGAACCAGAUAAUUAUAUGGCGAAUAAUUUGACUUCAUGGCGUGCAAAAUACAAAAGGUGGCUUGAAAUAGGCUUCCAUUCCAUAUUGGUACUAAUUUGCUUGUCAGUUGCAACACUACUAGGUGAACUUUACUAUAAGGAAGGUGGAAAAAGCACUUGGAUGAAUUCACUUAUCCAAACUGUUGGAUUUCCAGUACUACUUCCAAUUAUCUUCAUGAAAAACAAAGGGUCCCAAGUUGACACUACGCACAGUAAUAACAAGAAUCCAUCUGUUUGGAUGUUUUUAUUUGUCUAUGUUUUUCUAGGCUUUCUGUUGGGUGGAAGUUCUAUGUUGAAUGCUGUUGGACUAUUACACCUCCCUGUGUCAACAUUUUCCUUAAUUUCUGCUAGCCAAUUGGGGUUCAAUACCUUGUUCUCAUACUUCCUCAAUGCCCAAAAAAUAACAGCUUAUAUAGCCAAUUCUAUCAUCUUACUUACAAUCUCCUCAAUUCUCCUCGUCUUCCAACCCGAUGAUUCGUCGUCCGGCGGAUCGUCGAAAGGAAAAGGUUACGUAUUGGUAGGGUUCAUCUGUACUCUCUUCGGUGCAGCAGGGUACGCGUUGUUGUUAUCUUCAACGGAGCGAAUAUUCAGAAAUAUUAUGAAAAAACGCACCAUGAAAGAAGUGAUGAACGUUGUAAUUUGGCAAUCGUUUUUCGCCACUUUAAUGAUGCUCAUUGGCCUCUUUGCUAGUGGAGAAUGGAAGUGGAUAAGAUCAGAGAUGCAUGAAUACAAGCUUGGGAAAGUGUCAUAUAUUAUGACUUUGGUAUGGAAUGCACUGUCUUGGCAGAUUUAUACAAUUGGUCUACUCAGUUUGAUUAUGAAGGUAUCUGCAUUAUUUGCUAAUGUGAUUACUACAUUAAGUGUGCCACUAAUUCCAGUUCUUGCUGUCAUUGUUUUCCAUGAGAAAAUGAGUGGGGUGAAGGUAGUUUCAAUGAUUUUGGCUAUUUGGGGAUUUUUAUCAUAUGGUUAUCAACAGUAUCUUGAUGAAAUUAACCUCAAAGCUGAUUUGUCAAAGGCAAAAGAAGAAUCUGAAGUAUCACUUGUUGAAAGAGGAUUGAGUCGUAGAGCUUAAUUAAUAUUAAUUGUACAACAGAUUAAUCUUUCUUCCUUCAUUUUCUUAGUUGCUGUGACUGGGAUUGAUUAAUUAAAGCUUACGUCUAUAUCCAA